UACGCCGCAACCACCUCCACUGCCGCCUUCCCGCUCACCAACACUCCGGCCAAGAACGAUGAAGAAUGCCGUCAUGGUGCCUCUUUGAAAGUUGGGGAUUAGGUCUCUAAAUGCAUAUCUCACCAUUUACUCUCUGCCAUAGCAUAUCUCUAAAUGCAUAUCUCAGUCAAUGCUGAUUAAUUCCUUACGAACUUCCUUCCACUGCUUUCUCGAUCUACAGCGGACCUUCUCCUUUACUCGACCUUUUCAGAAGAAGAUUUUCAAUCUCUCGCUCUCAGUAGCUACUGCAUCAGCAAAAAUGGAGUCCCAACCACCUUGUUUAUUAGUGCUAAAUGGAAAAUCAGCAAGCGAGCAGGAAUUAGCAAAGUCUUUGAAGGAAAAUUCAUGCCUUAGACUUGCAGAUGAUGUAAAGCUUUUGACUUUUUUGCAACCUGAGAUGGAAAGGCAAUUGGAAGAAGAUGAAUUUAACAUCGACACUUACAUGGGUUCUCUUAUGACUACAUGUUUUGGAAGAAUUCUUCUUUGGUCUCCAAGAUUACCUUCAACUCAGGAUGUAGUCUCUCUCAACUAUUGUGAGAUUCCAGUAGGUUCAGUGUGCAUUGCAGAUGUUCAGUUCAAAGGACGAGGAAGAUCGCAAAAUGUGUGGGAAUCUCCAAAGGGUGGCCUUCUCUUUUCAUUUACAAUACAAAUGGAAGAUGGUCGUGUGGUGCCUCUUGUGCAGUAUAUUGUGUGUCUUGCAAUGACAGAAGCAAUUAAAGAUCUUGCCCUACUAAAUGGCAUCCCACCUCUGGAUGUCAGAAUAAAGUGGCCAAAUGAUCUUUAUUUAGAUGGCCUUAAAGUGGGAGGAAUUUUGUGUACGUCAACAUAUAGAUCUAAGAAGUUUAAUGUUAGUGCUGGGGUAGGCUUGAAUGUUGACAAUGAUAAGCCAACAACAUCCUUGAAUGCGGCAUUACGGAAGUUGACUUCUGGGUAUCGAUUACGGAGAGAAGACAUUGCAUCGGCCUUCUUUAAUAAAUUUGAAUACCUCUUCCAUAUUUUAAUAAACCAAGGCUUUCAACCCCUUGAGGAACUAUAUUACAAGGCAUGGCUCCAUAGUGGGCAGAGGAUUGUAGUCCAGGAGAAAAACGAAGAUCAAGAUUUGCUGAUAGAAAAUGUAGUUACUGUUCAGGGGUUAACACCUUCUGGAUAUUUACUGGCCAUUGCUGAUAGCGGUGAGAUGUGUGAACUUCAUCCAGAUGGCAACAGUUUUGACUUUUUUAAAGGACUGGUGAGGAGAAAACUUCCCUGAGAGGCUUGGUCUCGAGUGGAGGUAGCAGCAACUGAUUUCCGUCUGUUAUUUAUGUUUAUUUUCAAUAGUUUUUAAACCCGUUGUUACAAUUUUGUUUUGUGUUAAGAUGGAAGCAUGUUUGUCGAUUA
Messenger RNA from Cynara cardunculus var. scolymus (artichoke), 1416 nucleotides. RefSeq names its product biotin--protein ligase 2-like. The coding region runs from base 170 to 1288 and encodes 372 amino acids. The record is from RefSeq and is a predicted model, not a curated record. Lineage: Eukaryota; Viridiplantae; Streptophyta; Magnoliopsida; Asterales; Asteraceae. Gene Ontology annotation, cellular component: cytoplasm. The transcript has 10 exons. Gene Ontology annotation, molecular function: biotin--[biotin carboxyl-carrier protein] ligase activity. Gene Ontology annotation, biological process: protein modification process.